AAAUGGUUACACAUUCCUAUGUCUCCAGCUUAAUUAAAAACAAAUAUUCUGACCUUGUUGGAAAGCAAAAGUGAAAGUUGCACAUUGCGCUACAGUACAGGUGGCUUGUUGUUCUCAUUUCUAUUCUACUCACCCUGGGGGAAAGAUGAAAAUAACUGCAGUUGCUCUUUGUGCUCUUCUUCUUUUGGUUGCAAUAACUGAAGGAAGAAUUGUUUCCUCUGGUCAGAAAUGUCUUUGCAUUGGAAAAGGAUUAAAUUUUAUCAAAACUAAACUCAUUCGCAAUAUACAGGUUUUUCAGAAGAGUAUCACCUGUGACCAAGUUGAAAUCAUUGCCACAUUUAAGAAGACUGGGAAGCAAGUAUGUCUUAAGCCGAAUUCCAAGAGGGUGAAGAAGAUUCUUGAUAGGCUUUUAAACAAACGAGGACUCAAACAACAAUCAAAGAGAAGACAAGGGAAGAAAACAAAAGCGUUUUUAUCCCAUUGAGUGGCAUGAGUUUCUGUGCACCAUCAUUCUUCUUCCAGGGAUGUGUCAUAUGACAAUCUAAAGGAUUCAUUUAUAUCUUGAAAGUAAUAGCAAAUUAGAUGGUGUGGCAUGGCGGAAGUAAAUAGUGUGGGUGUGUUUAUAUUUAAAUUUGGCAGAUACAUGUGUGGUGAUCAUCAAUCAAGUCACAGCCACAUGGUAUAAAAAGGAAGCUAAGUCCUUUGUUUGGUGGAGGAGUUUGCGGUGAGUGGUUGAGAUGUGAAGGUGAACACCCAGCCUGAACAGUAGUGUUUCUGUCCAGAUCUGUCCUUUUAUUUUGGCCCCUGUGCUUUUGUUUCUUUGUUUUUGUUUGUUGUGUUGAAUUAAAGUGUUGCUUUGUGCUUAAAACUGCA
Molecule: messenger RNA, 873 nt
Organism: Acipenser ruthenus (sterlet)
Lineage: Eukaryota; Metazoa; Chordata; Actinopteri; Acipenseriformes; Acipenseridae
Product: C-X-C motif chemokine 11-1-like
Exons: 4
Coding region: 146-484 (112 amino acids)
Biological process (GO): neutrophil chemotaxis; chemokine-mediated signaling pathway; inflammatory response
Cellular component (GO): extracellular region
Molecular function (GO): chemokine activity; CXCR chemokine receptor binding
Source: RefSeq, a predicted model, not a curated record